AUGUUGUCAAAGACUACAGUUAACAAUAUUCUAGCUGCUAUUUCAAACUUGAUGAAGAAUUUUAUAAUCAAGGAAAUUGGUGAUCAGAAAUUCAGUGUUCAAAUGAAUGGUAGUCAAGAUAAGUCGGUGAUUGAUCAGGAGAUAAUAAUCCAACGAUAUGUACUUGGAGAGGACGUGAAAGAGCGAUUAUUUGCGGUAAAAAAAAUUACUGAUGCAACAGGUGCAGGACUAUACCAACUAUUGAAAUCAGAGCUUGAACACAAUGGUUUAAAAAUGGAAAAAAUUGUGGGUGAAUUUGAUAGAAAUGCAAACAUGCGUGGUGAAUAUCAUGGAGUUCAACUUUACGUUAACAACGUUUCACCAAAUGCUGUAUACAUGUGGUGCUACGCGCACGUUCUAAAUUUGUCCGCAACAAAUAUUGUGGAAAAUAUAUUAGGUGUCAAAAAUUUAAUUGGUCUCUUGCAGAGUACAGCAACUAACUUCGGCGAUUCUUGCAAACGAACGAACAUUUGGACGAAUAUUCACAUUGGACAAGGAGUUGGAUCUGCGAAACUGAAAAGACUGCAAAAAAUUGGUGAAACACGUUGGAUGUCUUUAAAAUUCGAUGCAAAAUCAACAUUCGAAGCCACAGCACUGCAUGAUAAAUGGUGUCAAUUCGAUGUACUUCUUGCAGCCUUUCUUCUACGUGAGUACACCGUUUUGCGACAAGCAUCCGAAUAUUUGCAAACAAGAGGUCUGGAUUAUUUAAGUGCUUGGAAGAUGGUAGAGUCAGCAAAACAAGAACUGCAGACAAUAUCGUUUGCAGAUGUUCAUUCCAAGACAACUGCAUUUGUUAAAGAAAUCAACACCCUAGAUGCUAGUGAACUUGAUUCAGAAGUUAAAAUAGAAUUGCGUGUAGAACAAGUUCAUUGA
Messenger RNA from Hydra vulgaris (swiftwater hydra), 912 nucleotides. The record is from RefSeq and is a predicted model, not a curated record. Lineage: Eukaryota; Metazoa; Cnidaria; Hydrozoa; Anthoathecata; Hydridae.